Messenger RNA from Sesamum indicum (sesame), 1662 nucleotides. RefSeq names its product RHOMBOID-like protein 1. Lineage: Eukaryota; Viridiplantae; Streptophyta; Magnoliopsida; Lamiales; Pedaliaceae. Gene Ontology annotation, biological process: proteolysis. Gene Ontology annotation, molecular function: serine-type endopeptidase activity. Gene Ontology annotation, cellular component: membrane. The record is from RefSeq and is a predicted model, not a curated record.
AAGGAAGAGAGAGUAGAAAGGAAAGAAGAAAGGUCCAAGUAAAGAAAGAAGCGUUGGCGUGAGCAUUAGGCGUCGGCAGACCAAAAGUGUAUUGUGAAUGAAUAAGAAUAAUACCAUUUCUCUCUUCUUUCCCUUGCUUUCACACAGCCGUUGAGACCGUUGACCUAACCCUCCGCCCUCCCCCGCCGUCCACCCACCCUCGCUUCUAUAUUCCGCCAACCCUCUUUCAACUUCCCAACCAACUCGGAACCACCAAAAAAGCUCUUUCCUUUUUCUCAUCCUGCUAUAUCUCUUCCCAUGGCCACCGUACCCGAUACCUUACCAAUUCGAGUCCACUCACGCCGGGGCGGCAACAUGAUCCAUCCCGUCUCGCUGGAAUCUCCGCCCUCUGCCGCUUCCGCUGCUGCCGAGAGUCCCAACUCCGUUGUUUACAGGGAAGUCAAGCAUUUCAAGAAAUGGUUUCCCUGGUUGAUACCUCUCUUUGUAGUAGCUAACACCGUAAUGUUUAUCAUUACUAUGUCUGUGAAUAAUUGUCCCAAGAAUUCUACUUCCUGUGUUGCUCGAUUCUUGGGAAGGCUUUCCUUCCAGCCUUUUAAGGAAAAUCCUCUUCUCGGGCCUUCUUCUUCUGCGUUAGAGAAGAUGGGUGCUUUAGAUGUGGGCAAAGUCGUCCACCAACAUGAGGGAUGGCGUCUUAUCACUUGCAUGUGGUUACAUGGUGGAGUUUUCCAUUUGCUUGCCAACAUGUUGAGUCUAUUAGUAAUCGGCAUCCGGCUUGAGCAAGAAUUUGGAUUUGUGCGCAUCGGUUUGCUCUAUCUCAUUUCCGGACUUGGUGGAAGUGUGUUAUCUGCUCUUUUCAUCCAGUCAAAUAUAUCAGUCGGUGCUUCUGGUGCACUUUUUGGAUUAUUGGGAGGAAUGCUGUCAGAGCUUAUAACUAACUGGACAAUAUAUGCUAACAAGGUAGCAGCAUUAUUGACCCUUGUGGUAAUUAUUGCUAUCAACCUAGCCGUGGGAAUCCUCCCACACGUGGACAACUUUGCUCAUAUUGGAGGAUUUUUGUCAGGGUUUCUUCUGGGUUUUGUGUUUUUGAUCCGCCCACAGUUUGGAUGGGUUAACCAGAGAUAUGCUCCAGCUGGAUAUUCAUCAGCAUCAUCUACCCCUAAAUUUAAGGCUUAUCAAUGCGUACUUUGGGUGCUUUCACUAAUCCUUCUCAUUGUUGGGUUCACCGUUGGAUUGGUUUUGCUACUUCGUGGAGAGGAUUUAAAUGAUCACUGCUCGUGGUGCCAUUAUCUCAGUUGUGUUCCUACUUCAAGGUGGAGCUGCAACACACAACCUAUCUCGUGCCAGGCUGAGCAAUUAGGGAGCCAAUAUACUUUAACCUGCUCAAACAGCAGCAAGAGCAAGACAUAUUCACUACUUAAUCCAACUGCAACGCAGAUUCAGGGAUUAUGCGCACAGCUCUGUCGAUGAACUCCACCCCACCGUCGUGGUUGAAUAUAGAAAAUAUCCAGUUUGUUUUAUUCAUUACAUAGAUUGCAAUUCUUUGUAAAAUAUGGCAGUCGCAUGAAGUGUAGCUCCCUGAUUUCUUUGAACCCACCUCGGGUCAUAUAUAUGAGGAAUUAUUUUUAUUAUUAUUGUUAAAUAUUAUUACGUUGUUUGAUGAUC